Molecule: messenger RNA, 1423 nt
Organism: Sorghum bicolor (sorghum)
Lineage: Eukaryota; Viridiplantae; Streptophyta; Magnoliopsida; Poales; Poaceae
Exons: 2
Coding region: 80-1240 (386 amino acids)
Molecular function (GO): protein binding
Source: RefSeq, a predicted model, not a curated record
CCACACCUCCGUCUUCCCUCAACACCCACCCAACCAGACCCUCACCUUGGCUGAGCACGAGCACGGGCGCCUCCUCCCCAUGGCGCCGCCGCAGCGCUGGCCGCCGGAGCUGAACGAAGACAUCACCGUGGAGAUUCUCCUCCGCAUCCCGCCGGACGAGCCCGCGCAUCUCAUCCGCGCCUCCGUCGUCUGCAAGCUCUGGCUCCACGUCGUUUCCGACCCCGCGUUCCUCAGCCGCUACAGCGCUUUCCACCGAGGUGCCCCGCUGCUCGGCUUCUUUUACAAUCUCGAUUCCGCAUGGUUCUUCCCUGGCUUCGUCCCCACCACGGCAGCCUCGCCGCCGCCCCAGCCGGGGCACAGCGACUGGGUUAGAUGGGUCCCUGACUGCCGCCACGGCCGCGUCCUCCUCAAAGGGAUUGGCAGCCUCUGCAAAUGCAUCCUCAUGAGAGGGAUUGGCAGCAGGACCUUUCUCGUGUGGGAUCCAUUCUCCAAUCACUGGGAGGAGGUGGAGGCGCCCAGCUCCUUGUCCACCACAUUCCAAUCCAACGCAGUGGUGCUUUGCGCCUUGCCUGGCUGCGAUCACAGCAGCUGCCGCGGUGGUCCGUUCCAUGUGGUCUUUGUGGGCGCCGACAAAUUCGACUACACCAUUGUCCAUGCACAUGUUUAUUCAUCGGAGUCUCGUUCCUGGUGCACAACAGCUUCUGCACAAUUAGACGGUACACGAAACUUCUUCGACAAGAAGCGUGCUGUUCUUAUCAGAGAUGGAAUCUACUGCACUGUGAAUGAUGGUGCUAGAAUUCUGAAGUAUGAUUUGGUCGAGCACCAUUUGUCUUUAAUCGGCAUGCCUUACCUGUACAAAAAUGUUCCAGUCCUUAUGCAGAAUGAGGAUGGUUCGUUGGGGAUUGCUGGUGUGUUGGAUUCAAGACUUUACCUUUGGUCGACAGUGGUGAAUUUAGAGGGAGUUACAGGAUGGGUACAACGGAGGGUCAUCGAACUUAAGGAAAUAUUGCCUGUGGAUGUUAUUUCUGACCAAGCUAAUUUGAUUGGUUUUGCUGAGGGUGUCGAGGUUUUCUUCAUAAGCACAAAUGUUGGUGCCUUCACAUUUGAGCUGAAGUCUCGCAGGGUGACAAAGGUAGGCAAACCUAGGGAUUACCAUUGUGCCACCCCCUUCAUUAGCUUCUUCCGUCCAGAUCGUGCUUGCAGCAAAUGGACAAAGUCAUCACUAGCUCACCCAAAUUAAGAAUGGCAGUAUCUGACUCCACCGAUGCUUUAAAAUGCUUUGUAUUCCUUUGGGUGGUUUGGUUUAUGGAAGUGUAAGCCACCAUGCAUAUUAUGUUAUCGAACUCAUGUACCUGCAUGCUUUGUAUUUGGCUAAGAAUUAUGAUCAUGACUGAAGAUAUUCCAGGUGCACACUUAAUCUGAC